This is a messenger RNA of Neurospora hispaniola, 252 nucleotides long. RefSeq lists its product as uncharacterized. The transcript has a single exon. The record is from RefSeq and is a predicted model, not a curated record. The annotation marks the transcript as partial. Lineage: Eukaryota; Fungi; Ascomycota; Sordariomycetes; Sordariales; Sordariaceae.
ACUAUCUCCGGAAAGAAGUCUACUAAGGUACCGGAAAUCCCUCGUUUCUUCAAUAAUACUACAAAAAAUAAAGUUACCUUUAACGUAUGGUACCACCAAAUGGAGAACAAGUUCUACGUCAAUACCGAUUAUUACACGGACAACCGCGCAAAAUUUAGCAAUAUCUUCAAUCGACUUGGUAGUUCGGCAGCAGAAAAUAUUUUACCCUUUCUCAACCUAACCCAUCCCAACCGAUUAAUUAUAAGCGAAUAG